Zingiber officinale is the source of this 3716-nucleotide messenger RNA. RefSeq names its product U-box domain-containing protein 43-like. NCBI's taxonomy places the organism in Eukaryota, Viridiplantae, Streptophyta, Magnoliopsida, Zingiberales, Zingiberaceae. The transcript is spliced from 5 exons. Gene Ontology annotation, biological process: protein ubiquitination. Bases 104 to 3217 code for a protein of 1037 amino acids. Gene Ontology annotation, molecular function: ubiquitin-protein transferase activity; protein binding. The record is from RefSeq and is a predicted model, not a curated record.
GGACGGGAUAGUUUGGGUUUGUCUAUCCGCGUGGUGGAGCUUUGAGGCUUUAUUAAGACGACAUGUUGUCGUCAUACUUUUCACUCGGUCCAGCGUCGAAUCGAUGACGUCACACGGCGGAGCGGCGGCGCUCGAGUGCAUUGUCCUCUUCCUCGCCGAGAUAUGCGCCGGCGGAGAGGAGAACCGCUGGGACACCGCGCGCCGAUUCAUGGACUUCGCCCGGCGACUCGAGUGCAUCGUCCACCGCCUCGCGCGCGAGCCUGAGUUGCUGUCCUCCCCGGCCGUCCGCACCGCUCUGGGGGGCGUCGCCGCUGAUCUCGACGCUGCUCGACCCACUAUAUCUGUUUACCGCACCCGGAGUCCAAUUUACAUCCUGAUCCACUGCGUUCCCCUCUUCGAGGUCCUAAGCAGCCGCGCGACCUCCAUCGCCGCCUGGCUUGCCCUCCUCGAUGCUCCGCUAUCCACCCUCCCUGACCUCAGCAAAAAGGUUUCAGACCUCUCCCGGGACAUGGACCAGCCACAUCACAAGGUCACAGACACCGAGGAGAGGGUUUAUGCAGGCCUCCAAAGGGUUGCGGCGGAUGCGAAGCAGAGCUCCAAGGCGGUGUUGAGUGCUACUGUCAUGGACCUCGCCCGCGCCCUCGGGAUUGAUCCGACCGAUCACACGAAGCUAGGAGAGCAAAUCAAACUUCUGAAGGUGGAUCUGUCCGGCCUGAGCUCAGUGGCAGAGCGGCGGAUCUUGGUCUCCCUUGAGAAGACGCUUCAUGACUGGUCGAGGGAGCCAAGCCUUGCGGGCGGUUUGGUCGUUAGUAGCUUCGAGGAAGAAGCGCAGAUUUCGCCCUUCAAUAACUUCCUUUGCCCUCUGACGAAGGAGGUGAUGAAGGAUCCAGUAGUCAUAGAGUCUUCCCAGACGUACGAGCGUGCUGCAAUCCGUCAUUGGCUUGACCGUUGCUCGGAAGAUGAGCGUGAUCCAACAUGUCCUGUCACCGGGCUGAUACUACAGUCGCUAGAGCUGAAGCCAAACAUUGGUCUGUCUGGUGCAAUCGAGGAGUGGGUUAACCGGAAUGUGGAAAUCCAGAUUAAAUUAGCGUUGCAGUAUCUCGGAGAAGAAACUUCAUGCCCUGUCGAGCGCAUAGAGAUGGUGCUGGAUAACGUAUAUAGGAUCUCUGAGGAGCACCCUGCAUACCGAUAUAAGGUGAGGAAUUCUGGCAUCGUCAAUCUACUGGUGAGGCAGUUGAAGGACCAGUCAAGUAAGAUUGGCUCAGAGUUGAGGGGGAAAACACUGAUGGUGAUGCUUAGCAUGGUGAAAGAUGGUGAAAGUAAGCAAAUCAUGCUUGAAGAGGGUAUAAUUAAACUGGUAAUUCGUAGCCUCAUUGGGCGGUCAGAAAUGGAAAAGGAGUACGCUUUGAAGCUAUUGCUUGAAUUCUCUAAUGAACUUGAUUAUUGCACCAAAAUAGCACUGGAGAAAGGGGCUUUAGUUCUUCUGUCAAGCAUAGCUGAAAAUCCAGAUUAUCCCACAUUAUCAAAUUUGGCUGAAGAAGUACUAGCAAACCUUGAAAAGGUUGAGGACAAUGUUCAGCAUUUAGCUAUGGCUGGAAGAUUUCAACCAUUAGUGACUAGAUUGUGCAGUGGGGCUGAAGAUAUUAAACUGGAGACGGCAACUCUCCUUGGAAAAAUGAGUUUAACAAACAUCGGCAAAGAUUACAUUACUAGACAAGGAGGUCAAAUCCUGGUAGAUAUGCUCUCGUGCAGUCAAGAGCAGAAGAAAUCUAGCUUACAUGCCUUGGUUAACUUGUCAACACUGGAUGAAAGUGCUGCUAUACUAGUAGAUUUUGGCAUUCUUCCAGCACUUACAAAUAUCCUUUUUUCAAAGCAGCAAGAUUUUUUUACUGAGACCAAUGAAUUGGCAGCAUCAACUAUCGCUAACAUUGUCUCCAAAUCUGGACACUGGGAAUUUUCUUUCGCUGACAAAGAAGGACAUCAUAUGCAAUCAGAAUUCAUAAUGCAUAAACUGCUGGAUCUUCUGUCUAAUUCAUCUUGUAGAUGUCAAGCUGCUAUUCUACAUAUUCUUUGCGGAAUUGUUUCUUCUCCUCGAGCAUCAGAUAUAUCAGCUUCUUGCAUUAAAAGCAGUGAUGGAAUUAAAUCUUUAGUACAUUAUGUUGAACACCCAGAGAUUAAGCACAGAGUAUAUUCUUGUAGACUUCUAAGUUUGUUAUCCGAAAAGCUGGGGCAUGCAUUUUCGGAAGAAUUCAGAGCUUAUGUCAAGAUUGUCUCAUUGAGGAUAAAAUUGCUAGAUGCUGAUAGCUCUCCCGAGGAGACAUGCGAAAUUGCAUGCCUGCUUGCUAACCUUUCCUUCUCAGAUGAUGAAGUCAAGACAGUCCUUGGAUAUGAUCUUCUGGCAUGGACAAUAGCUAAGCUCAUAGAGCAACAAUCAAACUCUUCAGGAAGGAAUUCCAGAAGAGGCAGAAGAAUUGUGUAUGGACUGCUCGGCCUUCUAUUACAUUAUGCGAGGAGUUCUGACCUGGAGAUAAUUGCCAUAGUCCAGAAAAAUCAGAUCAUGAGCAUCUUCCUAGAACAACUGAGCAGCCACUCGCAUAGCAGAUGGAAGCACCAAGCUGCGCUUGGUCUGAAGUACCUUUCUGAGUCCAUAAGGGCCUCAGUUGCUACUGACCUUUUGGAACCUCAACUACAGCAUGGGCUUUGUUCUCCCUUCCUUUUACUAUGUGGAAGAAGAACAAUGGCUCCUAUCUUAUGCCCACUACAUGAAGCUCCAUGCGACAAAUGUAAUUCCUUUUGUUUACUAAAAGGAAAUGCAAUCAAGCCACUGAUUGAUCUCAUGGGCGACGAUAAUAUGGAUGUUCAGUUAGCUGCAGUGGAAGCACUUUCCACAGUUCUCCUAGAUGUUCAAAGCAUUAAGAAUGCGAAAGAGGAGCUAGAACAGCUUGGCGUCUUUGAUGCUAUGAUACAUUUGUUCAAAGAGGUGCGACCAGGAAAACUCCAAGAACAUGUUACACUAUUAGUGGAAAAGUUUUUCCAAGUCGAGAUGAUUGCUAUGGACUAUUCAAAUGAUCAAGGUCUUGUGAUGGCACUGAUUGGAGCUAUGAAGUAUGGGAACGCCAACACCAAGCGAUAUGCUCAGGACGCUUUGGCCAAUUUGAGAGUUCUAUCUGGUGGAAUCAAGGUGAGUUCAAAUCAAGGGAAAAAGAGAAACAGAUAAUUAUUUCUAGAAUGCAUCUUCAGGAUAACGAAAAGGAAUGAAAUUUAUCGUAUUUUAAGUUCAAGUUAGCUCAAUACAAAACAACAGCACUAGAAAUAUUCAAGUAUACAGACUUAAGAACUGUUGAUCAUAGAAGCAAUUUUGAGGAGCCUCCUUCCUGACCCUUACAUGGCUUCCUUGGCUAAGUAGACCUUUAGCAACUUUUUGUGCUGAGGUGAAGAAUCUUGACUAGCAAUGGCAGAGAACUGGGGCUUAGAGAUUUGUUGAACUGCUUCCAUGAGGGUUCUCUGCCACAAUGAUGAGUCAGUUCCAUGCCAAAUUCUUUCUGGAGACACAUGAUAAUUUGCAGAGUGCUACAGAAGAGAAAUCAACAAUUGUUUGGAUUUUGCAACGUAGUUGGAACAGACGUUCAUGUAUCUUAGAAAAGUUAACGGUUUGAGGGAGAAGGGCCAUAUGAUAUUUCAUCUCUUAAUAUUAUGAUUUUUAUAUCUGUUGAAAA